AAGGUAACGGAGACGGCGGAUUUUGUGUUCAUUAAUAUCGUUGGCGCGUAGCUUCGAAUUACACGGGGACAACUUUUCCACUCCGAGUUUCAUGUACUGCCUUGUCGCACACGUGUGGAAAUUCACUCGCGGAACUACGUAUACACUGUUCAGUUUGUUGAUAGUAUAACAAGACGAUCGUUGUAACUGUAUGGCUCGUGUGACACGCUCCUAUUUCUGCGUGGGUUUUGCACCUCCUGGUGUAUAUACCAUAAUUCUUUUUUGUGUUUUUUGUUUCUAUCACUUUCAAUGUAAACAAGAAACUAACGUGUGGGUCUUUGGCUAUGGAUCUUUGAUAUGGAAAGCGGACUUUCCGUACGAGAAAAGAGUCGUGGGCCACAUCAAAGGCUAUGUAAGAAGAUUCUACCAAAAAAGCACUGAUCACAGAGGUGUACCUAGUCGUCCUGGUCGAGUUGUCACUCUCCUUCAAUCUAAGAAUCCCGAUGAAGAAGUCUGGGGCUGUGCCUACAAGAUUGCCACGGAAAAUAUUGAAAGUGUAACUCAACACCUUGAUCACCGGGAACGAGGAGGCUAUGAAAGGAAAGAUGUUCUCUUCCAUCCACGUAAUCAUUCACAAUCAGAAGAAAUAGAGCCAUUUCAUCUAUUUAUUUACAUUGGUCACGAAGAUAAUCCCAACUUUGCUGGACACGAAGACAUUGAGACAAUAGCUGGACACAUAGCUGAAUGCGUUGGCGCAAGUGGACACAACACUGAGUAUCUGUAUAAUUUAGCCGCAUCGAUGCGUACUAUAGCUCCAACGAUAUACGAUGAGCACUUAUAUGAAUUAGAGGAUGCAGUUAAACGAAUAGAAAUGUCCAAAAAGAAAAAAACUAUAGAGUUUGACCGGCAUAAUCACAAUAUAACUGUUAAGUAAACAUUUUUUUAGACUAAAUCAAUUUUAUGAAAUUAACUAACCAUUAUCUAAUCGGAAAUCUCGUGCGUGAAAAUUACAAACAAAAUUAAAAGACGAACAAUACAUGAUAUUAAUAUUUUUUAACGGAUUUUAUAAUCUUUAUAACCGCUAAGGUUAGUUCAGCACUCAAGUGCAUGUGUAAAGAUCUGCUAAAGAAUGCUAUCAACUAUUCCAUAUUUGCAUUGUUAAGAAUUGUACAAAGUUUUUGAUCAUAUGACAAAAACAAACCGCUGCCUAUUCAUUGGCACGUAGCUUCCUCCAACUAAAUUUAUAGGUCCAAUGAAUAAAAUAUUGUUUUAAUAUACAGUAUAAUCUGCCUGUAAAUGUAUGAUGCGGUUUUUGAUACAUAAUUUAAUAUAUAA
This is a messenger RNA of Nasonia vitripennis (jewel wasp), 1314 nucleotides long. RefSeq names its product putative glutathione-specific gamma-glutamylcyclotransferase 2. Bases 191 to 913 code for a protein of 240 amino acids. Gene Ontology annotation, cellular component: cytoplasm. NCBI's taxonomy places the organism in Eukaryota, Metazoa, Arthropoda, Insecta, Hymenoptera, Pteromalidae. Gene Ontology annotation, molecular function: glutathione specific gamma-glutamylcyclotransferase activity; gamma-glutamylcyclotransferase activity. The record is from RefSeq and is a predicted model, not a curated record. The transcript is spliced from 3 exons. Gene Ontology annotation, biological process: glutathione catabolic process.